Molecule: messenger RNA, 5224 nt
Organism: Larimichthys crocea (large yellow croaker)
Lineage: Eukaryota; Metazoa; Chordata; Actinopteri; Sciaenidae
Gene: slc25a22a
Product: solute carrier family 25 member 22a
Exons: 11
Coding region: 471-1409 (312 amino acids)
Biological process (GO): malate-aspartate shuttle; L-glutamate transmembrane transport; aspartate transmembrane transport
Molecular function (GO): L-glutamate transmembrane transporter activity; L-aspartate transmembrane transporter activity
Source: RefSeq, a predicted model, not a curated record
UUUAUUCUACUCCUACUCCUCCAUCGCCAGCUAGGCUGCUGCCCCCUCCACCCUCCGUCCCUCCCUCCUUCCCUGCCUGCCUUGCCUCGCUUUCACUCCCACCUCCUCUACCUCCCUCCACUGGACUCAAAUGCUAGUAACACCGGUAGGUAGGUUAGCUCUUGUCGGUCUGUCAACCUAAGACACACAGUGUUAUAACCAGGCUUUGAUUUUAUUUAUUUGUUUUUAACCACCGGUACCACACACCAGGAGAGAUAACGGUGGGGGGAAAAAAACCGACUGUAUGUGAUAUCCCCUAAUUUGAACUAACAACAACUGCAAGGAGACAAGUGGGCAAAAAAUAAUCAGACUACAUAAUCCCACCUGGAAAGCAGCACACCACUGUAACAAACAACAACAGACAACGACAACCUACCGAGUGACUAGCCAACACACAGAUUGACACUUUGACCAGCCGGGGCUUCACAUAAAUGGCUGACAAGCAGAUCAGUUUGCCUGCCAAAUUGAUCAAUGGGGGGAUCGCUGGGCUAAUUGGAGUGACCUGUGUGUUUCCCAUUGACCUGGCCAAGACUCGCUUGCAAAACCAGCAAAAUGGAUCUCGUCUUUACACCAGCAUGUCAGACUGCCUUAUUAAGACCAUCCGGUCAGAGGGGUAUUUUGGGAUGUACAGAGGAGCCGCGGUGAACUUAACACUAGUCACGCCAGAGAAAGCCAUCAAAUUGGCUGCCAACGACUUCUUCAGGCAUCACCUCUCCAAGGAUGGAAAACUCACUCUGUUCAAAGAGAUGCUGGCCGGGUGCGGGGCAGGUACAUGCCAGGUUAUUGUCACAACUCCUAUGGAGAUGUUGAAAAUCCAGCUCCAAGAUGCUGGACGGAUCGCGGCUCAGAGGAAGCUGAUGCCAGAGACAGUGGCAGCAGGUACUGUGGAGACUAAAUCCCCCACAGCCAUGCAGCUCACGAGAGAGUUACUGAGGGAAAAGGGCAUUGCUGGGCUGUAUAAAGGCCUUGGUGCAACAUUGCUCAGGGAUGUUCCCUUCUCUAUCAUCUAUUUCCCCCUUUUUGCCAACCUGAAUAACCUGGGCAAAAGAGGCGUAGACGGCCCCGCUCCUUUCUACGUGUCAUUUGUAGCGGGCUGCGCUGCGGGGAGCACAGCGGCUGUUGCUGUCAACCCCGUCGAUGUGAUAAAGACUAGACUGCAGUCACUGAACCGAGGGAGCACAGAAGACACAUACAGCGGUGUGACUGACUGUAUCAGGAAAAUCUUGCGUAAUGAGGGUCCAUCAGCCUUCCUUAAGGGAGCCUACUGUCGAGCCUUGGUCAUCGCACCUCUGUUUGGUAUCGCCCAGGUUGUCUACUUCCUGGGCGUGGGUGAAUUUAUCCUUAGCUUCUUGCCUAAAAAAGACAACUAAGAAGCACCUCCUCUCUGCCUUUCCCUCACAUAACGCGUCACACCAACCCGAAGGAUUCAUCUCAUUCUGAAAGAAAUCUCCCGACAGGUCAAAAGCAAUGACCAGUCGGUGGGUUUUUUUAGUUUUAAAUUUGUCGUGUUGAAUGUUGAAAAAAAAAAGUUUAGGAGGGAGCCUUUGUUUGCCAAGCUGCCUGUGGUGGCACACCAAAAUUCCAGUAGGCAUGCUCAGCUCGUUCUCUGGAAAUGAAGCCACAAAUAUCAGUAGACGUUUUAAAGGAAUAUUGCUUUAUAAUUGCAUUUUUCUGAAUAUGAUUGUUGAAUUUGCAAAGCAGAUGUACUGCCCUUGGUUGCUGCAAUUCUGCAAGCCCUACAGUACCUAAUUUACAGUUACGUACUAAAUUAGUAAUUCGCAGUACUAAGUUUUAAUUUUAAACCGUAAAUAGCUAAAUUAAAUGCACAUUAGGAAGACAUUUGAGAACAUUAGAUCUGGUAGCAGAAUCCCCCCACACCUUAUGUCUUCAAAGAUAGUAUAUUUAGAAAUAUAGCAAAAGAAAUAUAUGCCUCCGUCUCAGACAAAGACCCAGGGCAUGUGUUGAUUUGAUACCGGCACACCCCUUGUGAUCUUUCCUGAGAUGCCACAUCCCUUCCUGUAAGAGGUCGUAAUGAACUCAGCCAUUCAGCUCCGAGCAGACUUUGACUGCCUUGGCUUUUUAAGUAGAUCAGGUUCCAUCUGAUAUUUAGAGCGACCACAAUGGUUGGACUGUUUUGCCUCUACGAAAGAUAUCUCGUGUUUCAUAGUCACACAAACACACACACACUAGACUGCGAUGGUGUGUAACAUUUGGGAAUUAUGCACUACCAAACUACUACGUCUACGCAUUGUUUCACCUCCCCUUCUUUCUGUGGGUCGAAAACGGUGAAGCGUACUGUACUUGUGGCCCCGCCCUAAUCAGUGAUGUCACGGCGGGGGGGUAUCCGCUUUUGAUGGAUGAUGGAAAACACCUGCUGUGACAUCACUGAUUGAAUUGUGGCCAAAAGUGUAGUAGAGUGUAAUGUGCUUAAAAAUUUCAGUCCACUGCAGUGCAGCGGCGAUUUCCUGCCCUGCAUGAUUCACUGUGGAUUCACAUGAGAGCAUUAUCUGUGAACACUAAAUGGGUUGAAAGUAAUUCUAAUAGAACACCAGAUUAUUAGUAGACAUUCAGUAAUUAUGCUGACAAAUGGUCAGACAUCACAUGCCGGGAUCUCACUGGUACAGUCAUCCAUUGUGGAGGCAGUAAGACUUAAGUAAGAGUAGUUUAAAUCCCCCUUUAGAUCCAGACAUGAUUUUUAUUGUUUACACAUGAGUUCACACUUGAUUUAGAUUCUUUGAAUGCAGUGGCAGGACCCAAAGAGCUAAUGAAAAACAUUUCUCAACCAAUGCGGUUUCAGUGUUCUAUGAGUUUUACCAAACAUCUCUGCCUGUUUGCUUUAGAGGUUUUGUUUGCUUUAAGCUGCUCGGGGUUGGGGAGGAAAGCAGCCCAUGUCGUUUAUGCAUCACAACACUGAAGCCCUGCCAUUGGUUUAUCACGCCUGGAGAUCAAGGUGACAUUGAUGUGUAUUCUCCAAUCACAUUCCUUCCUCGCUCCCCGCUGUCCGAGCAGCUCGUCAGUUGCAACCGUUGCACCGUAGACUCGCGGGGCAACUUCUCGUGCGUGUUAUCGUUUAUGGGAGUGAGAUCUAUUUAUCAAUAUUCCUUUCUAUAGGCAGCAUAGCACUAUAUAUUUGUAUGUGAUGUUUUAUUUCUGUGUCAAAGUGUCCACCUUAACUAUAUUGUACAUAUGCAGAUGAUAUGAACUUUAUGUUUUAGGAUUUAUUGUUUGUUUUGUACAUGAUGGCUUAUUUGCACACCUACCUCUCCAACUCCCCCACCGCCCCCCUCCAAUCCAUAUUGUGGUGAUUUUGUGUUACGAUGACGUGGACAUAUCAAAUGAAGGAAUCUGUUUUAAUGCAACAAGCGUCGUAUGAACUCAAAUGCAGCAUAUUGAUGAGGGUCAUUUUUUACUGUAUGCAAAGGGGAACACUAGUGUAGGUCUAGGAUGUUUAUUUGGAGGUGCCAUUUCUCCCGAGCUAUCGGUUAAGUUGGCCUGUUGUCCUGUUUCCGACAGUUUUAUCACCUAGGACCUAAUGAAGCAUCAUAUGAUGAUGACAAAAACGUAGUUAGGUGUAAGCGGCACUACUUACUGGAAAUAAAAUCCUGGAUACAGCCAACAGGGAUGUGCUGACGUUAGACUGUAAACUGUCUUCUUGAAUGGUGCUUCUUUUAUGAGAUUGCUACAUGAUGACAACAGUGGCACACACACACACACACACACAUAUAUAUAUACAUAUAUAUAUACGACCAAUGCUGUAUCGACUGAAACACAUGCUAGCAAAUCUCAGCGUUGUCUUAACUGAAAGCCAUAGGCCAGGGAGGAGCAACACAACUGGCACCUCCAGCCACGAUGGCAGCAGAUGACAGAAAAAAAACACAAAAAAAAACCUGUCUACUCGUGUGAGCCCUACUUUAUGAAUUCCUGUUGUAGUUUUUUCAACAUUCCUAUUGCCAGUUCAUCUCAUAUAUACAGUAUAUAUGCCUAUUUUUGUGUCGUUGAGAUUAUUGUUAUGAUUUUUGAAUCCUCCCUCGUCUGUUUUCAGAUUUUAUUGUCUGUUUUUUUUUUUUGGUUGAAUCUUGAAAAUGUCGUGCAGAGUCAUUUUGUUUUACUCAGCUGUGAAUCCUCACUGAUGUUGUGCAUUUUGGUUACGUAUGUGUGUGCGUGCGUGCGUGUCUGACCGUGUAGUGCUGUAGUUGAUGUGUAGUUGUUAGCGUGAUACUGCGGUAUUUUUCUCUUUGAUUGUCAGACCUAUGCUCUCUCCCCUUUUCUCCUUCUAUAUGUCACACUCCUCUAGCACCUCCUCUCCCCCUGCAUCCACAGCCAGAGGGGGGGAAGCGCAGGUUAACGCAGAGGAGCUCUAAAACACCAAAUGUAUGACUUAGUGUAUACAAUCAAAGAAAGCACAAAGGAUUAUUAGGCACAAGAGACUACACACCCCACUUUGAUUAGUCCUUUUCACAGCGAUGUGCUGCUUUUGCAGACAUGGAUUAAAGAUUUAUUUCAGUGGAGAUGCUGAUCGAGGUUAACUUUUAAGUCUUACGAGAAAGUUUAUCGACGUCUGUAAAAACUUGAUCCAUAGGGCUGAGACGACAAGGAUAAGUGGUGUCCACUAUGUUUGUUAGCCAUCAGCAGUUAUCCACAAAAUGUAUAUCGCCUACAUAUUCUAAAUGAAAUCAGAUAUAAGAAUGUAACUUAGAUAUUAUAAGAUGUAUUAUAAUUAUAGUGAAGAGUUUAUUACAUUUUAAUCUAAAGAUUUGUGAUUUACACAUUGACUGAAAAAAAUUAAAUAAUUCAUGAACCAGCUCACUGAUAUGCAAUAAGUAGAAACCACACACACACACACAGAAAAGACACAACACCACCUUUCAGUUACAAAAUCACACCGUGUACGAUGCAACCAGGGACCUUGGAGGCCUUCCAGGUUCACAGCCUCUGUUGUCUUCCUCCAAGAGGAUUGUGCAUUACAGCACUUUAAAACAAGGCCCCCCCCCCAACACACACACACACACCUCACUGUCCAUCUACAAAUCUAUCUCUCUAUGACAAAGAGGGUGUUUAUGUGUGGUGAAUGACACAGCUGUCCUACACAUCGUUGACAAUGCAAUGGAAAAAUAACAUAAAAAAAUAAAAUAUUGUGUUCCCUGUCACAAUUUGCUGUUCAAUAAACUGACUGUCCUCAAAUCUG